AUGAUCAGUUGGCCAGAGUUCUUAGCUAAACUUGCAUUUCGCACCAGAAAAAUAUCCACAACUAGGAGUGCAAUGAGUGGUAGGUUAAGCAAUACUGGGCCUCUCAAGGCAAGCGCGGACAAGGGAAAAGGCAGCGUGGCGGUCAAGCCGCUAGAACUUGACGAUGUACUGACCAACGAACUGGGCCAGUUUGGACGCUAUCAGCUAAUCAACAUCCUCUUGAUCGCGAUCCCAAUCAUGAUGGCAACGUUUAUAAACGAGUAUGUCUUCUCUGCGGCAGCUAUUCCACACAGGUGUCUUAUAACAGAGUGUGGUGAAGACAGUAAGAGUAACUUAUUCGAUCCCGAGUGGGUUCUUAACGCCAUCCCGUCGGCGAACAGUAACUCUGGCUUUUCGAGCUGUAGCCGCUUUCAGUCCCAAGGUAACGGGACCCUGGAGUACUGUCCCGCCGACCUGUUCACAACCACUACCACGGACUGCAAUGGACAGUAUGUUUACGCCAGGGACAAUUCUAUUGUUUACGACUUUAACCUUGGCUGUGAAGACUGGCUUCGUGCCUUGCCAGGAACUCUGAACAGUGUCGGUACUCUGUUAGCGCUGCCCUUUACCGGCUACUUAUCGGACAGAUUCGGAAGACGGUUCACUCUCGUCGUCUGCGUAUUCAACUUGGGACUGAUCGGGUUGAUCAGAGCUUUUUCAGUGAAUUACCCGAUGUAUGUGGCGCUACAGAUACUGCAGACCACGCUUGGUAGUGGAGCAUAUAGUACUUCGUAUAUUUUUGCGACUGAAUUUGUGGGUCCUCGAUACCGCGUGGCGACGAGUGCCUAUUGUUCGUCAAUGUUUGCUCUCGGCCAGGUGACAAUCGGUGCAGUGGCCUGGAUCGUUCAGCCCUGGCGAUAUAUGAUCAUGGCUCUGCACAUACCUUGCUUCCUUGUCGUAUCCUAUUACUGGCUUCUGGCCGACAGUGUACGAUGGCAGCUCUCAAAGGGCAAGUUUGCUGAGGCUAAGGCAUCGCUGGAGACGAUGGCUAGAGUUAAUAAAAAACAAAUUAGUGAGAAAUCAAUGAAUGCGCUGCUGAAUCCACCAACUCCUCCGCCUAAUACUGAGGACGAAGACGAAGUCAGCCUAAUCAAAGCUAUUUUUAAGUCGCGGGUGUUAUUAGGCCGAGUGUGCACCACCCCCAUCUGGUGGAUCACUAUAACGUUUGUCUACUAUGGAUUAUCCAUCAAUUCAGUUGGCCUUUCCGACACCAUCUACUUAAACUACAUCUUGGUGUGUGCAGUUGAGAUCCCUGGCUUUGUCACGGCUGCAUUAAUUUUGGGCAGGAUUGGCAGAAAACUUACUCUCACAGGGGGAUAUUUCUUCAGCGCUGCUUGUAAUAUUGCUUUUAUAUUUAUACCUCAAGAUUUAUCUACACUUCGUCUGGUGUUCUCCCUACUGGGCAAGUUUGGUAUUUCCAUGGUGAUGACUUCUUUGUACCUAUUUACGACAGAGUUGUACCCCACUCAGUACCGGCAUAGCCUUCUGGCCUUUUCCUCGAUGGUGGGACGUAUCGGCUCCAUAACGGCUCCCCUCACUCCUGUAUUGGCGGAGUACUGGCACGGAAUACCUCCCGCGAUGUUCGCAGGUAUGGCUAUACUCUCGGGUUUACUAGUCCUCACACAGCCGGAGACUCUUGGAACCAAGUUGCCAGACACCCUGGAAGAAGCUGAGGCUAUAGGAUCACCAGAGUCCAUGAGAGACCACAAGUCAUGA
This is a messenger RNA of Arctia plantaginis, 1755 nucleotides long. Lineage: Eukaryota; Metazoa; Arthropoda; Insecta; Lepidoptera; Erebidae. The record is from the annotation of a GenBank genome assembly.